CUCGAAUGGACAAAGACGACAUAGAUUUACCAGAUAUAAAUGAAGGUCAACAGAAACUUCAUAGUCAUAAUAUAAAGCAACUUAAACCCCCAAUAUCUGAAGAACUAUUGAGCUAUUCUCCAAGAGAUGUGACACAAUAUCAAUGUGCAGAAACAGCAUACCAGACUAAUAGAUUUUUAUUUCGAGUUAGCCAAGAACUAGGUAAAGAAACAGCGCGAGAUGUGUUAGGAAAACUGAAAGAAUUGGGUUAUGUCAGUCUUAAUGACAAAACAUUCCUGGUUGAGAUUCUCAACGAGAUAGGGCAAAUUGAAUUAGCAGGAAAGAUUGAAAGUAACAAAAUUCCUACAGCCCCAAUUAAAAGACGUCAAAGUUCAUCAAAUAUUGAAAAUAAUUUUCGCAGAACAGGAGUUGAUACCAGAAGCAGAUUAGAACUGCAAAACGUGGAUGAGACCAACAAGCUACAGAUGGAGAAACAUAUAAUUGAAAAGAUAAAUAAUCCUGAUAAUGAGACUCGACUCAAAUUAUAUGGAGUUGACAAAGCAGUUCAAGUAAAUAUAAUAGCGGGACAUGAGGGAUCUGUCAUACUAACAACGAGAUGCUGGAGCUUAAAAUGUUUCCAACACUUCAAGACAGCUGUGAAGAGUGGUAUAUUUGGACGACUGCUAACCAGUGUCCUGGUAACUGAAGAGAUGCAGACAAGGGCAAACAAGUUCAAUCUUAGGGUUGAAAUCAUUGUCACAAUUACAGACAUAGAAAUUUCCAAAGCUGAGUGUUUUCUGCGAGCCUUUGAAGCAGACUCUAAGAUAUUUGAUGCUGCAAGAGCAGUCAGCAAUACUGAGUUAUUCACUACAACUAGAAGCACAACACAUAUUGAAUAUCUUAAUCUGAUGCUGAUUGGAUGGCCUUCAAAGACUGAAACAAAGCUCUUCAAUGAAAUGACAAGUUAUCUUAAGAAAUCCUGCACUGAAAAAAAAGCAUUAACAAACAAAGUAACUCAACUGCAGAUCGAACAUAAGAAAUGUGAUGUUCUAGCAGCAGAAAAGAGGGUCCAUGAGAAGGAAGUACAAGACCUUAAGCAAGAAAUGUCAAGCCUGCAAAAUACACUGGAAGCAAAGGAAACUGAAAUACAAAGUAUUACUGAAGAACUGAAGCGCAUACAAAAGCAAUGUGAUAAUCAGGCAACAGUACUGGCUGCAGAAAAGAGGAAUCAUGCGGAAGUACAAAACCUUAACCUGCAAAAUACGCUGGAAGCAAAGGGAAAAGAAGAGAAGAAUCAUGGGAAGGAAGUACAAGACCUUAGGAUACAAAUUUCAUUCCUACAAAAUGAAAUCAGACAGAGAGAUAAUCACAUUAAGGAAUUAAAAGGAAAAAUACAGGAUUAUACACAAAUACAGCAGCCAUUACUAAAACCGGAAGAAAAGAAAACCAAAAAGAUGCUGGAUGUGAUGCUUUGUGCAGCUGUGAAUAAGGGUGAUGCUGCUUCAGUUAAACAUUUGUUGGAUCAGGGUGCACGAUCUAAUUGCAAAGAUGGAAAACAAAAUACCCCACUAAUGCUUGCUUGUGAAGGUGGAUAUACUGAGAUUGGCAAACUUCUACUUGAAAACAAUGCUGGUACAGGGGCCAGAAACCAGGUGUUUAUUUAUUAA
Molecule: messenger RNA, 1646 nt
Organism: Saccoglossus kowalevskii
Lineage: Eukaryota; Metazoa; Hemichordata; Enteropneusta; Harrimaniidae
Product: early endosome antigen 1-like
Source: RefSeq, a predicted model, not a curated record